Bactrocera dorsalis (oriental fruit fly) is the source of this 4004-nucleotide messenger RNA. RefSeq names its product NADH-ubiquinone oxidoreductase 49 kDa subunit (gene ND-49L). Gene Ontology annotation, biological process: mitochondrial electron transport, NADH to ubiquinone. The record is from RefSeq and is a predicted model, not a curated record. The coding region runs from base 1 to 1554 and encodes 517 amino acids. The transcript has 2 exons. Gene Ontology annotation, molecular function: quinone binding; NADH dehydrogenase (ubiquinone) activity; NAD binding. NCBI's taxonomy places the organism in Eukaryota, Metazoa, Arthropoda, Insecta, Diptera, Tephritidae.
AUGCCGAACGCUUGGAAUAAUAUUUUGGAGAUUGUUCUACUCAAAUUACGCAGCUCAAAGCAACUGUCUCGCGUAAAGGACUACUCGAAGCAGGUGUUGACCAAUAGGUUUUUGAUAAAACCAGAUCUUGGCGAUACUCUCAAAUCUUCUCUGGCGAGAAUGGCUGUGGCAAUGUUUUUCUCGCACCACAAACAACCGCGUCGUUUAACUUGCACAGCAAAAGCUGAGAAGCAGGCUAAUAAGUCACCGAAGUUAGAGCGAAAGGAGUCAAAGCACUGGUACCCAGAUCCAGAAUAUAUGAAACAAUUCGAAGGCUGCGUUAUAGACGACAAAGAUACAUCACGCUUCGAUCGCUGGUCCGGCAAAAUACCCCCACAAAUAGAUCGCUCUUUUCGUUCUAAGUUUAUUAAUUUUGGACCGGCGCAUCCAGCUGCACACGGCGUCUUACGCAUGGUUUUGCAACUUGAUAAUGAGACCGUUCUAUCUGCCGAUCCACACAUUGGCCUGUUGCAUCGCGGCACGGAGAAGCUAAUUGAGAAUAAAAUGUACAUACAGGGCUUACCAUACUUCGAUCGUCUCGACUAUGUGUCAUGCAUGUCGAAUGAACUCUGCUAUUGCUUGGCCAUCGAGAAACUGUUAGGACUGCAAGUGCCCAAACGUGCGCAAUACAUACGCACAAUGUUUUCGGAGAUUAUGCGUUUAACCAAUCACACAGUGGCUUGCGCCACUGCUGUGUUAGAUUGCGGUGGCAUUACACCACUCUUCUGGAUGUUCGAAGAACGUGAGAAGUUGUAUGAGUUCUGUGAGCGCGCCUCAGGUGCACGUAUGCAUGCCGCAUAUAUACGACCGGGCGGUGUGGCUUAUGAUUUGCCACUCGGAUUCUGUGAUGAUCUUUUCGACUUCAUUUGCCGCUUUCGACAUCGCAUUGAUGAAUUUGAGGACCUCGUUACAGACAAUCGCAUUUGGCGUAUGCGUAAUAUCGGUAUUGGACGCAUAACAGCGCAUGAGGCAAUGAAUUAUGGUUGCUCCGGCGCGGUCUUGCGUGCUACUGGCAUAAAGUGGGAUCUGCGCAAGACGCAACCAUAUGAUGCAUAUCCGGAAAUCGACUUCGAGGUGCCAGUUGGCGUUAACGGCGACUGUUAUGAUCGUUACUUGUGUCGUAUACGUGAAAUGCGCGAAGCAUGUAAUAUAAUCAAUCAAUGUCUCAAUAAGUUGCCCGCGGGUGAAAUCAAAGCGGACGAUCAUAAAGUGUGUCCGCCGAGGCGAAGAAUCAUGAAGAAAGGCAUGGAGGAGCUAAUACAUCAUUUUAAAUAUUAUACACAAGGAUUUGCAGUGCCACCAGGCGAAACUUAUACCGCUGUGGAAUCACCAAAAGGUGAGUUUGGUGUCUAUCUGGUAUCGGAUGGCACUUCAAAGCCAUAUCGUUGUAAAAUUCGUGCAGCAAGUUAUCCACAUUUGGCUCUGAUGAAUAAACUAACCUAUAAGCACUUUUUAGCCGAUGCAGUGGCCAUUAUUGGUUCAUUAGAUAUAGUGUUCGGUGAAAUCGAUCGUUAGAGACUAGAUGUAAAGUUCUCAGAACACACAGAAGCCGAUCGCCAAUCGGGUCAUUGAGAGAAUUUGAAUUUCUGAUAAAAUAGAAUCGAAAAAACGAUUCAAGUGAAUUAAUAUCAAGAUUUAUGGAUAAAUAAAAAAUAAUUUUAACAUAUCGUUAAAUGAACAUUUUGCGAGUAUUUUGAAAUGAUUCUUAUUCGUAUAACUCUCAAGCCUAAUUUUGGUAGGAAGCCUGAUUUUUGAAUUUUUUAGGCAUAAGAGGUAAGAUCUAUAUUGUCCACCACAGGAUGUUAUAAGGGGGAUUUGUAGACUAAUUUACUGUUGAGGUAUCUGUACUGUUUUAACUGUGAAUAUAUUAAUAAUGAUAAGACAGUUGAAUGAGGAUGGAAGAUCCUAAUAAGAAUUGGAACGACAGAAGUUGCAUUUAGUACUUUAAACGGAACAAAAAUGCAGGCUGUCGAGUCUAAACGAAUUUUUCAUUAAUAGAGAACUGUUUGAGGCAUUGCUAUUGACAUAAAAUAGAGUUUUUGACUAUAUACUAAUGUAUGAAUGUAUGAUUUUUUCGUCACUCACAUCACCUACGACCAACUUUACAGAGAUAUAAAACAACAACAACAAUGCGUAUUCAAAAAAUAGUUUCUAAUAGAAAAUAAAAAGUUAAAAGUACUUCAAAUUGCACUCCGGCUGCGCUAUUUAUUAGUGCAAGCAUUUUUCGGAGUAAUUACAUGUAUACGUGAACUUUCAACAAUGUGGGAGCACACAGCAACAGCCACAAUUAAGUGUCGCUUGUUAAUUACUGCUUAACUAAUUAAGGGUUAAAUGGCUUAAUGAGAUUAAUGCAAGUGCAAAUGCAAAAACAAAAAUCUCAUCACACUCACACAUGCUCAUGAAUGCACGCACGACUGUAAAAAAAGGAGAAAAAACAACUCUUCGCAUGCAUAUACAUAUACAUACAUUAAAAAUAAAUGGAUUAACCAAAAAGUUUGUAAAAGAAUACAAAAAAAAGUAAUUGGAAAAAGGCCACCCAUGUGGCAACCACAGCACAGCGCUGCUGUCACCAGCACGUAAAUGACAUUAAAGCUCCGCUAAACUAGGUUUAAGAAAUGCAUUUUUGUAUGGACGUGCAUGUAAAUUGCUACAAAAUACAUAGAGUGACUCUGGUCAGGUCGCUGAUAUAUUGGUAGUCGAAACGAAACUCUUCUUCAGUUAUACUAAUGGUAUAAGUGUAUGAAUUUACGAAUGCAUGUAUGUUCACCGAAACUGGCUUGCCUCUCCACAAGCAGUUGCUACCUUCAAAAUGCAUUAUACCAUUUGUAAAUUGCUACCAAACGCAUGGAGUGACUGGUCGCUGAUAUAUUGGUAGUCGGAAAAGUCUUUUCGUAUUUUGUCACUAGAUGUUGUUGAAUUACUACCAAUCACAUUGUGUCAUACCAUACAGUGUUGGGAAGGUGAGAUUUUAAGUUUGAAGUUUGCUUAGAAAUACGAAAAGACUUUUUCGACUACCCAAUAUAAGUACGUCGCCGGCCAAGCACGCAUAUUUAGUUGCGAUUUAUGGAAAACUACAUUCCACACGUUUUGCCUUUUCACCAAAUAAAAACAAAAUAUGAGAAUAUAAUAGAAUCUGCACAAAAUAAUUGAACGGAUAUGAAAACAUCAAAUUAUCGGAAAAUAUAAAAAACCGUUACGAAAGUCUCCGAACAAUCAGCCCUCUCUUGAUCUUGGCUUCCUUCACUAUUAGGAAGUUGGCAAUACUAAACAGCAAUGAGUUUAUAGAUAUAAACUAUUAAGUGUCACUCGUACCUUUUGAUUAUUUUAAAUUAAAAUGUAAGGCAGAAGAGAGGAAAUUAAAAACAAAACACUGAAAUCAGCACAUACUUGUACAUAAUUUUAAAAUCUCCAAAAAUUUGCCUACAAUAAAUAAAAUUAAGCAGUACUGGAACCGCCGAAGUAAAUUCAUAGAACUCGUAUCGUAUUCGCACACAAAUGUUUCCACAUACAUAUGUACAUAUACACGGACACAAGCGAAAAACGCAAUUAACUCAAUUAAAAUGAGUAUUUAUGUUCAUUUGUAGAAUUAUUUUAUAAUUAAGUGAAUUUAUGGCCGCCAACAGAAUUAAGCGAGACAGGUGCUAUUAACGCGUUGCUAAGUGUGUGCAUAGGUACAUAUGUACAAGUAUAAUUCACUAAUGAACAUGCGCAGCGCAAGGGAGACAUUAAUAGUGUGUGUUGCAUAUAUUUAGGCGCCUGGCAAUUUAUGUUUUAAUUGAAAUUCCAGUUUUUUUUUACUAUUAUAAUUUGAUAUUUAUAGUCCAGAUACAAAGUCUCAUUUUAAAAUACACCCGUACAUACAUGUACACAUACAUACAUCUAUAUAAGUAAAUAUAUACAAAAGCACGGCAGCUACAACUUUGCCUUUGGUUGGUGAACAGUUGCAGUUGCGAGAAACGAACUCG